This is a messenger RNA of Bicyclus anynana (squinting bush brown), 7612 nucleotides long. RefSeq names its product PDZ and LIM domain protein Zasp (gene Zasp52). Gene Ontology annotation, cellular component: Z disc; stress fiber; filamentous actin. The record is from RefSeq and is a predicted model, not a curated record. Bases 209 to 5944 code for a protein of 1911 amino acids. Gene Ontology annotation, molecular function: actin binding; muscle alpha-actinin binding. Gene Ontology annotation, biological process: muscle structure development; actin cytoskeleton organization. NCBI's taxonomy places the organism in Eukaryota, Metazoa, Arthropoda, Insecta, Lepidoptera, Nymphalidae. The transcript has 19 exons.
CCGCGCGCUAGCCGCACUCGCGCGCCGAAGCUCGCCACAGACGCACGACCGAACGACCGACGCCUGCACCGGGUGUCGUAUUACCGCCGCUAAAUAUAUCUCGCGAGCGCGAUCGCCUAUUUGGAAACGGACGCGGGCCGUGUUUUGAACCAGUGAUUGACAGUGUCGAGUGAAGAAUCUCCCCUAUCGACGAGAUCGACCGGCGAUCAUGGCACAGUUGAUAACUGUGCGGCUGAACAAGUCAGACCAGCAGCCGCUGGGUUUCCGGCUGCAAGGCGGUAAAGACUUCGGCACGCCCCUCGUCGUACAAAAGGUGAACGGUGGUGGCGCAGCGGAACGCGCGGGGCUGCAGGCGGGCGACGCACUCAUCCGCGUCAACAGCACGGACGUGUACACGCUGCGUCACCAGGAGGCGCAGGACGCCAUCCGCGCCGCCGGGUCCGCGCUCGAGCUCACCGUGCAGAGAGAGCGCGCGGGGCUGCAGGCGGGCGACGCACUCAUCCGCGUCAACAGCACGGACUCGUACACGCUGCGUCACCAGGAGGCGCAGGACGCCAUCCGCGCCGCCGGGUCCGCGCUCGAGCUCACCGUGCAGAGAGGUGGCGGCACUUGGCGGCCAUCGGUGACCCCCACGGGCAGUCUGCCGCGGCCGGGCUCCAAGCUCGGCUCGAGUCCGGCCCCAGUCACCAACACAUCACUCAAGGCGACCCCACAGCCCACGCGAGCUUUUGGUUCCGGACACAACAAUGUUGCAAAACCCUUUGGUUAUAUGAACGGCAGUGACAAUGUGAAGAGCAUCGUCAACAAGCAAUACAACACUCCAGUGAACAUGUACAGUGACAAAACCAUCGCAGAGACGCUGUCGGCGCAGACCGAGGUCUUGGCUGGAGGUGUUCUUGGGGUUAACUUUAAGAAAAACGAGAAGACAUAUGACUCAGAGAAGAGUGCCGUCUUCAAAGUUCUACAAGAGGCGGAAAAUGAUCCAGAGCCAGUGUCGGAAGUGUCGACCGGCACGACGACGCCGGUGAGCGGCUUGCGGCACGUGAGCGCGCCCACCCCGCGCCCCGACGCGCCCAUCAACAACACCGGCGGCCUGCCGCCCGGACAGAACAUUUGCGAGGAGUGCGAACGACUCAUUACCGGCGUGUUCGUGCGCAUCAAGGACAAGAACUUGCACGUGGAGUGCUUCAAGUGCGCGACGUGCGGCUCGUCUCUCAAGAACCAGGGCUACUACAACCUGAACGGCAAGCUGUACUGUGACAUCCACGCCAAGCUGGUGGCGCGCCAGAACCCGCCCGCGCCCAAUCUGGACCCCGUCACCGUGCCUCCCGGUGGGCGUAUCCCCACAAACUCGUACUCGACCCCGCUGCCGCCGCUUGCUACCAACAACUACACCAACGGCUCCUCCUCUAUGUUCAGCCCGUCGAGCAACCUGUCGGGGCCCAAGCCGUUCGGCUCGUCCAUCGGCUCGGCGUACUCGCCCGCGUCGCUGUCACCGCGCUCGGCGCCGCUGUCGCCCGCGCGCCCGCUCGUCGCCCCGCCCGCGCCCGCGCCCGCGCCCGCCAUACCUGCGCCCACACCCUUCGCACCCAAGGCCCCAGUUUCGAUUUUUAAAGACAAAAAUACAAAAAGCAUUGUGUGGCCCCCACCAUUUCCUCCAGAAGAUGAACCUAUACUAGACACAAAUAUCGUUCAAAAACCAUCUUUCACCGAAUUUCAGUCACCAAUUGUGACAGAGAAUAGUAAUUUAAGCUCUCAAAUACAAACGAAGUCUUCUGAACAGAAUAUCACAUCAUCUCAACAAAAUUCUGAAUUCUCUUCAAACACUACAUAUGAAACAGCAGCUACAUCGACGACUUCAUCUAAAUCAGAAUCUUUAGUACAAAGCCAACAAUCCCAAUCAACAAAAGAAUUGUCUACUUGUACUGUUCAGUCGUCGUUUUCUCAAGCAGCUUCAUCACAUGAAUGUCAAAGUUUUUCUGUUUAUCAAACACAGCAAGCCUCUGAACUAGAUAGUAGCAAUACCAUUUGCAAAGAUAAAGUUAUUGGGAGUUUUGUAAGGCCAGAGAUUACAGAAAAUCAAAUUGCUACUUCUGAUGAAUUUAUAUCGAAAACAGAAAACAAGGAAGUUAAACAAAUAAAAUCUGAAAUAACAGAGAAAGACCAGAGUACAGUAAAUAUCGAGUCGGAUUAUAAUAUAAUUAAUACAGAUGCAUCAAAUCUAGAUGUAAAUACUUUAAAUGAAAAAAGUUAUAUAACCAGUGUAGAUGAAGAGGAAGCAAUAAAAAAACGCUGCGAAAUUUCAGAAUUAACUGAGACAAAUAUAAAAUCUUUUAACGAUUUUCAUAACGAUAUACAAAAACCUAUAUCAGUUCAAAUAGAUACUGCACAAAGUGACAUGGCGUUGUUUAAUCAAUCUAAAUCGGUUCAUUUACCUAUAAGUACCCGUAAACCUAAACAGUUUCCUUCAUCAAACACCCCUCAACCAACACCAUAUAUGUCAAAAGUCUUGAAAGGUAACGUAAAAACUACUCCAAAAGAAAAAACUUCUACUUCGAACCAAAUGACAGGAUCUAAUAUUGUGAGGGGAUCAUUAGCGGAUGCUCUAACAAUAGCGCCAGAUCGCCCUUAUAGUCCUUUGGCUUUCCAUAUUCCAAAUCAGAGUCUUUCAUCGACUUCAACAAGUGAAACUCAAUCAAUAUCAGCUGAUAAAAUACUUCCACCUCCAAUGCAGACAAGUACUGAUUUUCCAACGAACCAAAAUGUUUCUAAAUACGGUGAAUCGACUUUUCAAAAAGGAGGGCUGUUGCAGCCUUCGUCAGAAUUAUCAGCAUUUAAGCCUGUGAGUAAACAGACAUUUCCACCACCACCACCAUCUGAAUUUUCAGCAUUAAGUGGUGGUUCUCAAAUGAACAGAGAGCUUAAUCAAUUUUCUCGUAUAGAACAGGCAUCAUCUUCACAAUCGAAAUUUACCCAAAAUUCAGCGGUUUCUUCAAGUAAUGCAACCACCACUGAAGGAUUUUCAACUAUAAAAACUGAAGAUCAUUACUCACAAAAAUCCAAUAAACAAGAAUCAUCUACGUUUGCAUUAAUGCAAUCUGCUAUGCACAAGGCUGAAAUGUUUGCACCAAAUCAGCAAAAUCUUGAUCAGCAAUUGCCAUUUAGAGGAGGACCAAACACAGGUAUGCAGCAAGGAACUAUUGCUCCCAUACCGGUAAAUCCUCAAAAAAUUCAAAAUAUUCCCGAUCAAAAUAAAUUAAAAAAUAAAGUGCCUUCCAGCUCAAUGACAUUUCAACCUGUUAUGGAUGAAACAAUGCUAAGAAUUUCACCCGUUCGCAGCCGGCCCACUACUCCAAGUAUGAUUAAUAAACCUGCGCCAAUUAUUCCACCGUAUCAGAUGAACUUAGUUACUAUGGAACACUCAGCUCCUGAAAGCCGUAUGUACUCACCAGCUAGAGAAUUAGCUGGACAAUCACCUGCACCUAGAGGAUCAACGCGUUCACCAUCUAAUACACCAAAAGUACAGGCUCCACGAAUUAAAGAGUCAAAUCAAUAUUAUAAUGUAAAUCAGGCACCAAUUGUUAGAGAACAAAGAGAAUCAAACGUUGGUUAUCAAAGCGAGUCUUAUAAUAAAGGAGACCUAAAAAUUAAAGAAGAUUCCAUGUUUAAUCAAAACUAUGGUCAAAGACAGUUAGAAUCCCAAAAUAUCGCUGAAUAUGGCAAUACAACUGUACAAACUACCAGAAAAACUUACGAAGAAUUUGAGAGAGCUCAAAGUGCAAAAGUUAUAGAGAUACAAAAAGAUGGUUCUCAAUCUACUGGUUCCUAUCAACAAAUUCAAUCUAAUAUCCAACCCUCGUCCAAUAGAUCCGUCAAACAAGUUUUCCCUCCUACUGUAUCAAAUUUGACAUCAUCCCAACAGAAUUCGUCUUUUAAUACUACUAAUGAAAAUGUUGUCACCGCUAGAAAACAAGCUGAUUUUUAUCAACCGAUUCCUUUGAUAUCUGGUGCUAACCAAGGUCCAGUGUGUGAUCCUACCCCAUCAACAGGUUCCAGUGUAGGAGCUGCUAGUCGCGGCAAAACCUUUGGUGUUUCAUCAGCUCCCAAACGAGGAAGGGGAGUCUUAAAUAAAGCUGCCCUACCUGGAUCACGAGUUCCACUUUGUGGCUCUUGCAAUGGCAACAUUAGCUAUUUAUAUAGGUUUAAUGAAACACAAAUGAACAGUCAACACAAGACAGAAUUUAAAAGCCCCGCGGAAGAAAGACUUAUUAGAAAGAUGGCAAAAAUGGCUCUUAAUGGCUACGAAAUAGGAAUUCAAAGAAAAAUUAAACCAGCAGAUCACAUUCAAUCAAUGGCUGACAAAAUUCAAGAUACUGUAGUUACCAAGCAUCCUUUGAAUACUGAUGGUGUACCGUCUGGCGAUAAUAGCCGCGAGAAUACUUUAAAGCGACCUUUGAAUAAAAGUUUUGACAAAAGUUUCAAAUCGCAGGAUAACAGUUUAGUGAAUACAUUUAGUAGAAAUCAACUAACUGGCAAUGACGUCGUAACUUGCAGUAACUCACAUACGCCUAUACCCCCACCUCUGCCUACUACACCUGUGCCAACGUUUCAAGCCCAUAGCACUCCUAUAACCAAUAUUUUAAAUAAUAUUGCAACAAAGAGUCACAGCACAGACUUUAAUAAUAAAACAAACAAGCAAGAAUCCCAGUUGUUACAGUCAAACAUAGAAAAAUCUUACAACGGUGGAUAUUCCAGUAGUGAAGAUUCAAACAAAGAUUGUAGUAGAGAUAAAUUAGAGUACAAUUUCAACACCCUAAGAAAGAAUGGACCUGAAAAAGUACGACUUUUUAAUGAUAACAAUAUUUCAUUACAAGACGUCAACAAAUCUGAAUUAAAGCCCGAAAUUAAUUUCUCUAAUACCUUAAGUAAAAGAAAACUGUUUGAAAGAAGCGAUGCAAUGAAUGACUCAAGCUUUUCAGAUAACAAUUUUAAAAUGUUUGAUAAAAUUAAUAAUAGCACUUCAGAAAAAGAUCAUACAUCAAAACAUAACAGUUCAGAAAAUUCUGUCGAAGAUAUUAUAACUUCUGUAUAUCACGAAGAAAAUACGAAAAAGCUUCCUAACAGUUUAUACGAUAAUACAUUGUACACUUACAAGUCUGGUAAACAUAACGGCAUUGAUGGACAUUCUAAAAAUAAUUCAAAUGAAAAUAUAACCGAACACAUCGAACAUGUUAAUCAAACAUGUAAUUCAAAGCACGAAACAAAUAACAAAGACAACUCUGAUGAAAUAGUAGUAAGACGCAGAGAAAAGAAAAACAUCAGGAAUGAUGAUGGUCGAAGAGAUUCUCACAUAAUCGCAAGGCCCCUCAGUACAAUGACGUCAGUGGACGUCGCGGACGGACAGUACCCUGUAUGUCAUGUGUGUGACAAGGCUAUAACCAGGGGGCCGUUCAUUACUGCGUUGGGUCGGAUUUGGUGUCCUGAACACUUCAUCUGUGUGAACGCGACCUGCCGACGCCAGUUGCAGGACAUUGGAUUUGUGGAAGAAAAUGGACAACUCUAUUGCGAAUAUUGUUUUGAGCAAUACAUAGCUCCAGCGUGCGACAAGUGCCAUGCCAAGAUUAAAGGAGAUUGCUUAAACGCCAUCGGCAAACACUUCCAUCCAGAAUGUUUCGCCUGUGUGUACUGUGGGAAACUAUUUGGAAACAAUCCGUUCUUCUUAGAGGAUGGAUUGCCAUAUUGUGAAGCAGACUGGAACGAGCUAUUCACAACAAAAUGUUUCGCAUGCGGGUUCCCCGUGGAGGCGGGCGACAGGUGGGUCGAGGCGCUCAACAAUAACUACCACAGUCAGUGCUUCAACUGCACGGUCUGCAAAAAGAAUCUCGAAGGACAGAGUUUCUUCGCCAAGGGAGGACGACCUUUCUGCAAGAUACACGCCCGCUAGAACUCCGCAGCCAUUAAUUUAUAAUUCUGACACUGUUUAUUCUACCACCACUUUCCGUCCCGUCUCCAUAUCACCGUACUCGAUCCCAGAGACUGAUACUCCCACACCAAAGCGAACGAGGAUAUUAGAAACUCCACUCCACACCGAUGGAGGGCUGUUUUCUGAUAUACGGAGUACAGACGGCAAGUUGCUCAGCAAGGUAACCGUAGACCGUGUCCACAGCACUAGACACCAUAAUGUCACAGACGAGCCUCUCGCAUCACAAACUGUAGAUGCCCAUGGCAACAAGGAAUACAUUGACGACAUUAUCAAAACCGAAACUAUAACAAAUGAAAACGUUUUGAAAGUAAAGUUUACGCCUGUACCAUUUGAACUUGACUGUCUUAUACAAAAACCGAGACCGUACACUCCAGUCAAAUAUUUAAAAGAUGAUUUUGCAGAUUUGCAAAGUUACAAAAUUGUUAACUCCUUGUUCAAAGAUAAGUUCUUGAGUCCAAAUGAUAUGAGUGAUAUUGAUAUUGUCGACAGUGUUACAGACAGUCCGGUGAUGCGAGGGCAUAGUCCGCUGGCAAACCUAAUUGUGCCAGAGCAAUUAACUAAGAUAGACGGCUACUUGCAAGAAAGUUUAAACUUGUGUUCAGAAUUUCAAAAUGAAAAAAAUGUACCAACGCUUAAAACAUUUGAUGACGUAACACCAAAGAUAACAGACAACAAUGAGAACAAAUGUGAUAAUGUUGAAACAAAUACACAAAACAUUUUAAAUAUUGUCGAAUACCACAAAAAUGAAGAUAUACAUCGUAAUGAAACAAGGGACUGGGACGGAAAGUCGGAAACCAAAUCUAAGUUAAACAGUGUUCAAACAAAACAUCCGGGAGUUUUAAGCGCCAUUUACAAUAUGCCAAUGCAUUAUCAUGCAGCAUUACUGUGUUUCUUGUUAAUUGUAUAUAACCUUGUUUAUCAGUAUAUUAAGCAAAAUUGCCAUGGUAAAAAUCAAAGUGUAAGUUAAAUAAAAUUUAAAAAAAAACUAUUUUUAUCUAAAGAUUGUAUUGUAUAAACUAGUCAAGAAAUUGUGUUUACAAAUUAUUAUCAUUGAAACUUGUUUUAUUUUCCUAAACAUACCUGUCGGAAAGGAUGUAAAUAAUGAAAGGUAACAAAGCCAUUUCUCGUUUGUAUAAUUCUUUUAUAACUAGUACACAUCUAAUAUUUGAUGCUUUUCAUUACUAUAAAAAUGCUCGCAAGGAUGUGAUAAUUCACUUCUCUAAUUUUUAUAAUUUUAAGGCUUUGUACACAGCUUCCGGAAUGUUUCAAUAAACCGUCACUAACAUUAACAUUUAACAAUACAUAGUCUUAAACUUCAUCUAAUUUAAUAGACUCGAGGUUGGAGGUAUUUAUUGGUGCACCAACUUUUAUAAUAUUUUUCAUAAGAUUACCAUUUUUUAGGUAUAAAUAGUAAAUGCUAUUUUAUAUUAUGUCCAAAAACCAUUGUUAUUGAUUUUCUUUACCAAUAUAGGUAAAUGCAUAGUGCAAAAUAUACAUUUAAAACAAACAUAACCAUGUUGAAAGUUUAUAAUCUUAAUUUUAAUUACUAUUUAUUUAGAAAUAAAACAAUGCAAUUAGUAAUUAAUCAUAAGAACAAUAAUGUGAGCUUAAAUAAAGUAUUUUAUUUUA